Molecule: messenger RNA, 794 nt
Organism: Hippopotamus amphibius kiboko
Lineage: Eukaryota; Metazoa; Chordata; Mammalia; Artiodactyla; Hippopotamidae
Gene: SEC61B
Product: SEC61 translocon subunit beta
Exons: 4
Coding region: 307-597 (96 amino acids)
Biological process (GO): intracellular protein transport
Cellular component (GO): Sec61 translocon complex
Source: RefSeq, a predicted model, not a curated record
CUGCCGGAGGAAAUUUCUCGUCUGACCAUGGCUAAAUCCUCCCAUUGGUAGAGACUGGUCUCUAGAAAGGACGCUGUGAUCCAAAGGAAAAAUCCAGGAGGUCUGUAAUUCCCAUACAGCAGCUCACCAAAGCUCCUGUAGCAAAAUUCCUACAGGCAUUUCGCGGGACAGCCCAGACGUCCCUGGAGUCAGCGAGGACCCUGCCAGCAGGUCUGGGGGCGGGACCUGAGUCAGUGUCUCCGGCCGCCGGGUCCCACCGCUUCCCUGCCGUCCACUUCAGUUUCCUGCUACCUUCCUGUCUUCAGCAUGCCUGGUCCGACUCCCAGUGGCACUAACGUGGGCUCCUCAGGGCGCUCUCCCAGCAAAGCAGUGGCCGCCCGGGCGGCGGGAUCCACGGUCCGGCAGAGGAAAAAUGCCAGCUGUGGAACGAGGAGUGCAGGCCGCACGACCUCAGCAGGCACUGGGGGGAUGUGGCGCUUCUACACAGAAGAUUCACCCGGGCUCAAAGUUGGCCCCGUUCCAGUAUUGGUUAUGAGUCUUCUGUUCAUCGCUUCUGUAUUUAUGUUGCACAUUUGGGGCAAGUACACUCGUUCAUAGAUUCGGCUACAUCCAUCUGUCUGUCAUCUGAAGAAGAAAGGAAAAAAACCCAACAUAUCUUGGACCAAAAGCAUAGUGAUUUUCUGUUCACGAGAAAGAAAUUUUCUGUAAGCUUACUGUUUUACAGGGAACUUAAUGAGAAUUGAUUUUAAGGAAUCAGUUUUUUUUCUAUGGCUAAUAAACUUUUUAAUUCAUUA